AUGGCCCUGAAGCAAAUUUCAAGGGAGUUUGACAGUGAUAAGCCACAGGAUCUAAACUGGAAGAAUGGGACACAUAUCAAUGGUAGCAUCCUUAAAUUGAUAACAACGGCAAUGAUCAUGAAAGCCCAUCUGGACAUUUUGAGCCAGUCUAAAGAACAAGCAAUGUCAAGGCAGAUGGAGAAAAAAACAGCAGAAGUAAAUCUCACUUCAGUGACGGAAUUUGUUCUUUUGGGAUUUUCUGAUAUUCCCAAUCUUCAAAUGUUUCUUUUUGUAAUAUUUUUCUUUGUCUAUGUGAUAAUUCUGAUGGGAAAUGGCAUCAUUGUUCUCAUAGUCAGGGUUGACCAGGCUCUUCAGACGCCCAUGUAUUUUUUCCUUAGUAAUUUUUCCUUCUUGGAAAUCUGUUUUGUAUCUGUCACUCUUCCCAGAAUGCUCACAAACCUUUGGACUCAGAAAAGAAAUAUUUCUUUGUUUGCCUGUGCAACACAAAUGAGUUUUGUCCUUACGCUUGGAAACAUAGAGUGCCUCCUUCUGACAGUGAUGGCCUAUGACCGCUACGUGGCCAUUUGUAACCCUCUGCACUAUCCUUUAGUUAUGAACCACAAGGUCUGUGUCCAGAUGGUAGUGGCCUGCUGGAUCACUGGAGUUCCAGUGGAGACAGGACAGACAUACCAAAUUUUCUCUCUGCCAUUUUGUGGGUCUAACCAAAUCAAUCACUUUUUCUGUGACAUCCCUCCACUACUCAAGUUGGCCUGUGGGGACACAUUCCUGAAUGAGAUGUUAGUCUUUACAGUCGCUGUGCUGUUUGUUACGAUCCCCUUUCUGUUGAUACUUGGAUCCUACAUCAAAAUCAUCUCCACCAUUCUCAGGUUGCCAUCAGCAACAGGACGAACCAAAGCUUUCUCCACCUGCUCGUCUCAUAUCACAGUUGUUGUGAUGUUCUUUGGAUCCGCAAUCAUCACAUAUUUACGGCCCAAGUCUAAACAUUCUUCCAGAGCAGACAAGUUUCUCUCUCUUUUCUAUACCAUUGUCACCCCAAUGUUUAAUCCUAUGAUAUACACUCUGAGAAAUAAGGAUGCCAUGAUGGCCUUGAGAAAAUUGUUACCUUAA
Molecule: messenger RNA, 1107 nt
Organism: Puma concolor (puma)
Lineage: Eukaryota; Metazoa; Chordata; Mammalia; Carnivora; Felidae
Product: olfactory receptor 10AG1-like
Biological process (GO): G protein-coupled receptor signaling pathway
Cellular component (GO): membrane
Molecular function (GO): olfactory receptor activity; G protein-coupled receptor activity
Source: RefSeq, a predicted model, not a curated record